Thlaspi arvense is the source of this 1752-nucleotide messenger RNA. The record is from the annotation of a GenBank genome assembly. NCBI's taxonomy places the organism in Eukaryota, Viridiplantae, Streptophyta, Magnoliopsida, Brassicales, Brassicaceae.
AUGAACAAAAGAUUUGGAGUUUCUUUGACACCUCGUUUGAGAAUUAGCGAUAGAGAAGAAGAGGAAGACGAAGAAGAACAUAGACACGACGGAUUAUAUGGAUUCACUGAUCAGCAGAAUUCCCUCGUGCCUCUCCGUUCCGAUGGUUCUCUAGUCUUCACCGGUCCUUUGACACAUCAUCCUCAUCCCUGGAGAUAUGAUAUUAGCCAUGACCAUCAUCAUCAUCAUGGCGAAGAAGUGCCAAAACUAGAUGAUUUCUUUUCGAUCUCUCAGCAUCAAACUGAGUGUCCCAGAGACCAGACCCAAACCGACGUCAACUGCACCACCAUGGUUAACCGAUUGAACCCGCCCGGUUACUUUCUCCACGAACAAACCGUAGUUACACCACAAUACCCGAACCUAAGCCAUGAUUAUGGAGCUUUCGGAAACGUCGGUUCGGACUCCGUUUUCAAAUCUUGGUUAAGGCCAGGCCCUUCAACAUGUCCACUCUCGAAUAUCUAUGUACCUGAUGAAGAGGGUAGUACGAGCAAUAUUAGUCAUUAUAGUAACGAAGAGACUCAUGAUUAUAGCGCCAACGGCUCGAUGCUAUCGUUGGCUAUGAGCCAUGGCGUUGGUUCUGAAAUGAUAAACGAACCAGAUGUGUCUGUACCAGUCGAAGAACCGGUUAAGGUAGAUGAUGAGAAGCGAAAGAGAUUGGUCGAUAAAUUUCUGGUGAAGGAAUCGGUUACUCACAAGUCGACUGAUAGUUCUGGACAUAGAACUUCUCAGUAUCGUGGAGUUACAAGACAUAGAUGGACAGGGAGAUAUGAAGCUCACUUAUGGGACAAUAGCUGUAAGAAGGAAGGACAGGCGAGGAAAGGAAGACAAGGAGGAUAUGACGAGGAGGAGAAAGCGGCGAGGGCUUAUGAUUUAGCGGCCAUGAAAUAUUGGGGUCCCACCACUCACUUAAAUUUCCCUUUGAGUAACUACGAAAAGGAGAUCGAGGAGCUCAACAACAUGACUAGACAAGAAUUUGUUGCAAUGUUGAGGAGGAACAGCAGUGGAUUUUCGAGGGGAGCUUCGGUUUACCGAGGAGUCACAAGGCAUCAUCAACACGGAAGAUGGCAAGCUAGAAUUGGGAGAGUCGCUGGGAACAAGGACUUGUACCUUGGCACAUUUAGCACGCAAGAAGAAGCAGCGGAAGCGUACGAUAUCGCGGCAAUAAAAUUCAGAGGCGUAAACGCUGUUACCAACUUCGAUAUAAGCAGAUACGAUGUGAAGAGAAUAUGUUCAAACUCUUCCAUCAUUAAUAGCGACCAAGCCAAACGAACUCCGACCAGCUCCGGCCCCGCUUUUGAGUUUUUCUAUUCCAUGGAACCGCCAUUACCGAGUUUGAGUCUGUUUCUUUUGUGCUUCGUCGUCUUCUUCAUCUCUGCUUCUAUCUUGGUUGACUCACAAUCACAAGAUCCAUCCAUUUCUCCUCCACCGCCUCCUCCGUCUCCAUCACUAUCUCCACCACCGCCAAGAUUCCCGCCUCCUCCUCCGGUGAGGGUCGAGAGUAACAAGGCGACUCACGAGAAGCACCACCGAAGAAAAAAAUGGAGGCAUAGAAGGAACCAAAACCAUCCACGGCCUCGGAAGCAGAAGCUGAACAAAGGAAAGACGGUGGGGUUCUUCUUCGCCGGCGUAGCGGCGGCUUUGCAAGUAGUUGUUGCUGCUUUCUUGCUUCUCAAAAGAAGACAGCUUCUUCUUAAGGUCAACGAUAGACACUGA